CAUUGCACAUGCUGUUUGUAGGUUAUGUAGUGAAUUUUUAAAUAAAAUUUAUUGAAUUGGCCUUUUAAUUCCUUUGAAUAUAUUAUAAUUAAAAAUGGUAAAGAAAAAAAUUGACAAUAGGAUAAGAGUGAUGAUUGAAAAUGGAGUUAAACUUGGACAUAGAACGAUGUUUCUACUUGUCGGAGACAAAAGUAGGGAUCAGGUACCCAUUCUAUAUGACAUGCUGGUAAAAUCUACAGUUAAAGCUAGGCCAACAGUGCUAUGGUGCUACAAAAAUAAGGAUGAAGCUAUCAGCAAUCAUGGCCGUAAAAGAGCUAAAAAAAUUGCAGCCGGGAAAUUGGAGGUGUCCGAGGAAUCCCUCUUUGAUUCCUUCCGAGUCGCUACAACUAUUCAUGGUCGUUAUUAUUCCGAGAGUCAUGCUAUGCUCGGACAAACGUAUGGAGUGUGUGUGCUUCAGGAUUUUGAGGCACUGACACCCAAUCUUAUGGCUCGGACAAUAGAAACCGUAGAAGGAGGUGGUUUAAUAAUAUUCUUGUUAAAAACCAUGGACUCAUUACGUCAGCUUCACUCUAUUACUAUGGAUGUCCAUUCAAGGUUCAAAACUGAAGCCUAUGAUACAGUGGUAAAUCGUUUUAAUGAACGGUUUCUGUUAUCGCUAGCAGAUAAUCCUAGAUGUUUAGUUGUUGAUGACUCCUUAACAGUUCUGCCAAUCUCUUCAAAAACAGCUCAAGUUGAACCUGUUAAUGCAAUACCAGAGAAAAUCAACCCUAAAUUAACAGAGUUAAUAUCUUCACUGUCGGACACACCACCUGCUGGACCUCUAGUUGCUUUAUGUCGGACCUACGAUCAGGCUACAGCUUUAGUAUCACUCAUAAAUACACUUGCUGAUAAACAAUCCAGACCACCUCAUUGCUUAACUGCAGCAAGAGGUAGAGGCAAAUCGGCGUGUCUCGGGCUAUCUGUCGCCGCUGCUGUGGCUCUUGGCUAUGUCAACAUAUACGUAACAUCACCGCACCCAGAGAACUUGAUCACCCUAUUCGAGUUUGUCCUAAAGGGCCUGGAUGCUUGCUUAUACCAAGAACACAUUGACUACAAUAUUGUGAGGUCUACCAAUCCAGAUUUCAAAAAGGCUAUUGUGAGAAUUAAUAUCUCAAGAAACUCAAGACAGACUGUGCAAUACAUGACAGCAGAUGACCAUGCUCUGCUAGCGGCUGCUGACUUGGUGCUAGUGGAUGAAGCGGCCGCCAUUCCCUUGACUCACGUAGCAGCUAUCGCCAAGAAGGCCCCCCUGGCUCUACUCUCGUCCACCGUCUCCGGCUACGAGGGUACCGGCAGAGCGCUCUCCCUCAAACUGUUCGCUGAACUGCAGACGGAGUAUAAUGCUCCUGCGCCGAUAAAACUCGAGGAGCCCAUCCGUUAUCGCGCCAACGAUCCAGUGGAGCGCUGGCUGAACACACUUCUGUGUUUAGAGUCCCCCGCUCCCGCUCUAGGCGUGGGCGCUCCGCCACCUGCCGCCUGUGAGCUGUUAAGGGUUAACAGAGACGCGUUAUUCUGUUACCACCGAGCGGCCGAGGCGUUCCUACACAGAUUAGUGGCGAUUUACGUGUCUAGUCAUUAUAAAAACAGUCCAAACGACCUGCAACUCCUGGCGGACGCGCCCGCACACAGUCUGUUCGUGUUGUUGGCUCCGACGCCGCCGCGCUCCACCUCGCUGCCCGAAGUGCUGUGUGUCAUACAGAUGUGCUUCGAGGGGAAUAUCUCUGACAAGUCAGUGAAGGACAGUCUGGGUCGCGGUCGCAAGGCAGCUGGCGACCUCAUACCGUGGAACAUCUGCGAGCAGUUCGGCGACAAGGACUUCCCCAAACUCGCCGGCGCCAGAGUCGUGAGGAUCGCCACACACCCCUCAUAUCAACGGAUGGGCUACGGCAAGCGCGCCCUACAGCACUUAGUGUCGUACUAUGCCGGUGAGAUACCCUGUCUGGAGCAGGCUCACAGUGAAGACGAUGAAGAGAACAGAACAAACAAGAAGACCGGGUCAUUACAUACAGAGAGCAUUGUGCCAAGAACAAAACCUCCGACUCUCCUGCGAAGACUGACAGAAGUGAGUCCCGAACAUCUGGACUACAUCGGCACAAGUUUCGGUCUAACAGAAGAAUUGCUCAAGUUUUGGAAAUCGCAGAAAUUUAUGCCAGUGUAUCUCAGUCAAAAAGCGAACGAGCUAACCGGCGAACACUCGUGUAUAAUGGUGCGGGCGCUCGGCGAGGCGGCGUGGCCGGCGCACUACGGCGCUGACUUCAGACUGCGCCUGGGCAGGUUACUAGCGAGGAGUUUACGACACCUGCCCGCUUCGCUCGCGUUAGCUACGUUGUCGGAUCAACAUGUCAACAAACCUGAUCUAACAAAACAGCAGAUCGGUCAGCUCCUGUCCGCGCACGAUCAGGCCCGCCUGGAGUCAUACUGCCGGCAGCAGGCGGACUACCGCCUGGUCACAGACCUCCUCGCGCCGCUAGCACACCUGGUCUUCCACACUAAAUCCAAACUGAAGCUGGAUGCUGUGCAACAGGUAAUAUUCGUCGCAAUGGGUUUCCAAAUGAAGGAUGUCGAUGACAUAGCAGGCGAGUUAGGUCUACCCGGCUCACAGAUACUCGCCAAGUUCUACGAAGCUUGCAAGAAGAUCAACAACAUCAUUAACACUAUACUAGAGAAUACCGUAGCCAAGGAGAUGGGAAUAGAUGAGAAGACAGCAGAUGUGACGAGCGAACCUGUGAAGCAGAGUUUACAUGAGGAGUUGAAUAAGGCUGCUAAGGAGUUGGAGCGCAAACAGCGCAAGGAGUUGUCGCGGCUGAUGGGCGAGGACCUCAGCCAGUACCGCAUCAAGGGCAGCGACCUCGAGUGGGGACAGGCGCUAUCCGACACCAAGCAGGCGCAAAUCGUCUCCGUCAAGAGUGGCGAGAAACGUCUCGGAGAAGAUAUGAAGGAGAUCGAUGAACUCAUAGACGAGCGGGCUAACAAAAAGAAGAAGAAGAAAAAACAUGUCAGAAAUUAAAAAUUCUGUAAGCAGA
Molecule: messenger RNA, 3062 nt
Organism: Aricia agestis (brown argus)
Lineage: Eukaryota; Metazoa; Arthropoda; Insecta; Lepidoptera; Lycaenidae
Product: RNA cytidine acetyltransferase
Exons: 18
Coding region: 95-3046 (983 amino acids)
Biological process (GO): rRNA acetylation involved in maturation of SSU-rRNA
Cellular component (GO): nucleolus; 90S preribosome
Molecular function (GO): tRNA binding; 18S rRNA cytidine N-acetyltransferase activity; ATP binding
Source: RefSeq, a predicted model, not a curated record